Phycomyces blakesleeanus NRRL 1555(-) is the source of this 698-nucleotide messenger RNA. RefSeq lists its product as hypothetical. The coding region runs from base 139 to 345 and encodes 68 amino acids. The transcript has 2 exons. NCBI's taxonomy places the organism in Eukaryota, Fungi, Mucoromycota, Mucoromycetes, Mucorales, Phycomycetaceae. The record is from RefSeq and is a predicted model, not a curated record.
AAUGCCACGGAUGCCUUGGCUGAUGACGGCGAUGAUUCAGAAGAGUCAAGUGGUGGAGAAGACGAGGGUGAAGGAGAACACGAAGAUGAUGCUAUUGUCGGUGAGCCUACUAUUGCUGUCGGUACACAACCUAUAACUAUGGUGGAUGAUUCUGUGCCUGAGUCCUCUGUGUCAGCCGAAACCAUCGAAAAGAACACACCAUCUAGUCCUUCUCUUAACUCAUCUCGCCGUCGUGUUCAUAGCCGAAGUCCUACACCUGCCUUUCACCCUUACACAAACGCAUCUGGAAAGGUAACCAAGGCAAAAGUAACGCGGGAUCAACAAACACGUCAAAGCAAAAAAUAGAUACAAAGUUAAAAAAGACAAAACUGUGACAGGAAACUAUCUGCCUUCUUUCUUUCUUGCUUGUUUGUCUGCCUGUUGUCUUUGAUUGUUUAUUCAGUGAUACCUUCAGGGACAAAAACUAAGAAACACAUUAACAAAUUGAUUGAAGUUGAGUUCUCUAGACAUGUAUUAUACAAACUUAUUUCUGUUAUUAAACACCUUUGCUUUAUUUAUUUUUUUACACACACUCUCUCUCACUCUCUUACACACCCAGACUACUUAUUUAACUUAUACUUGGCCAUACCUGUUUAUAUAUCUCUUUCCGUCUAUCCACCCACAUUUUUUUUUGAAAAAUACACUAUACAAAAAACCAC